UCUACUUAUUUAUCCUCCAGUAUACCCCAGCAACACCAAAAAUAAGAAUAAGUAUUUUUUUUUGUAAAUAGCUAAAUUUCUAACAAGGACUGCUAAGGCAACAAUACAUUAUAUGUGCAUUGUACAGUAUAAAUUGAUGUAGGCUGUAUGUAUCAGGACCCUGCCCUCUCAGAGACAAGUACUACAUGCACCUCCCUAACUAAGGGAUAUCUGACCUCUGAAUAUAUACAUCAUGUAUUGUUUUAUUGUGGGAAGGCAGUCUCACCUCACCGCACCCUCCUCUCUCCUGAUAUAUAUACAUUAUUAUACUGGCAGUUUGAACAUUUACACAACCACUUGGAGUUUCUAUAUACUGUACAUUCAAUUAAUUGAAUGAUAGGAAAAUGAUUUGGGCAAACAAAAUGAUGUUUAUGGGAAUAUUUCUUCUUCUAACUGUCAGCCCCGUUGAAUGCCAGAGUCCAUUUUCAUCAUUACUUAAUACCAUCACAAACAUCAUAAAUCAAGUUACAAACAUAAUUAAUUCAAUUACUAAAGUAAUAUCUAGCGUUAAACCAACUACUCCUCCCCCACAUUUUAAUGCUUCAAGUAUCACCCCUUUUCCGGUACGUAAUAGAACUUUGGCUGUUACUGAGAUUACUAUAAACAAAUCAUCAUCAAGCAGGCAAGAGACAUCUUCUGGGAGUAAAGACAUUAGCCUGCCACCCUCUACUAUUAAAAUGGCACUGUCUGCUACUACUUCUACUAAUCCAAGAAGCUCACAAAAAUCAACCAACACCUUUACAACUUAUAUAGAUGAAGCCAGCAGCAAGCUAGAAAAGUUUCAAACUACAAGAAAUCAUUUCAGUGUUGGGACAAUUGCUAUUUCUAAGACAAAUUCUGCUCAGUUAAUGGAAAGUACUAUCAGUCAACCCACUAUCAACGCAACAAAAUCUGCUGUUUCAGAGACAAGUAUUCAUCACCCAUCAACAAUUAUAUCAAACAAUAAUGUUAACAAUGAAACAACUUUUGCAAGGAGCACAGAUACAGAUACAGACACCACUAUCCACCCAUCUUUACAAGAAAGUUUAACUUCACACACUACAACAAAUACUUCCACAAGUGACAUAAAAUCUUCUCCUGUUACUAAGAUUGCAGGGCAAUCAUCUGCAAAUAAAUAUAUAGUAUCACCAACUUCAGCCAUCACUCGUUUAAGUUCUUUCUGGAAUUUGACAAGCAAGCAUCAGUUGCUGACGAACAGAGUCAACACUGUCAACAAUAUGAACAAUAACCAAUCCUCUUCCACAAGUAGCAAUGGAUAUUUAUCUAUAACCAAUGCCACAAACAAGCCACGUACAACACCCUUUGCGGCACAAGGUACAAAUUAUAAAUCACCAUUAACUACAGCUACAGCAAAUGAUAUGAGCAGAAAGUUUAUGACAACAAAUACGAUUUCGUCAAUAAGAAACAGUGCAAGUGCAUUAGUAUCUAGCACAGUAAGUAAGUUAUCAAGUAUAAACCUUGAAUCCAGUAGCCAGUCAGUUUUUACAAGUAAUAGAGGAUCUCUUCCUGCUACUCAGACUACACGCCAGUCAACUUCAAAGGAUGAGAUGGUAUCAUUCAGUCUAUACAAUAGCAGAUCUACCCCUUACUCAAAUUUGACAAGCAGACAAUCAUUAUUAACUGACACAGUAACAACUUCCAGCCCAAAGGUCAGUAGUCGUUCUGUUUCCACAAUGCAUACAACACCACUCUCAAGUAGCCAGCAGCUCUCAACCAAAUUUGUGACAACCUUGUAUACACUAUCUGCAUCAAGAAACACAAAAAUGUCUACAGCUGCUGUGACAAAUGUUCAACUAUUUACAGUUGAUGUUAUUUCUGCUAUUACCAGGUAUAGGACCCAAUCAACCUUGACAAGCAGCAAAGCAUCUUCUGCAAAUACAACAUUGACCAGCACUAGAAGUACUUCAAGUACAAGUACCAGUCAAAAAUCAAAAUUAACAAAGCAAAUAACUUUAUCAAGCAAAAUAACCUCUGUGAAACCAACAAAAAACAUGCCACAUUCUACUACUGUGAACAGAAGUUAUUCAUUACCAACAGCCAACUUUGCAAUAUCCUCUGGAAAAGAAACCAGUAUCCACUCUAAUUCUACAAGUAAAAAUUCAGAACCUUAUACCAAUACAUCAACUACAUUGAUUAAUAAUUCACGUUCUAGCACAACUACUGCUAAUAAAAUAUCAUCAAACAGUAAAAUAACAAUGACUACUGUGAUCAGCAAUACCACGUUUUCAUUCAACACUAAACGUUCCAGUGACUCAAAAGCACCUUCUUCUCAGAUGACACCACAAGCAUUGACCAGUAAAGUUGCAACAGGUGGAGGUAGUUCAGUAUUGUCUUCAAAUAAAAGCCUUUCCUUCUGGGCCAUUGUGCUUAUCUCACUAGCAAACAUCACUGGCUCUACAUUGGUUGCUUAUUGGUAUCAUCUUAAACAGACGAAAUGCACCUAA
Xenopus laevis (African clawed frog) is the source of this 2483-nucleotide messenger RNA. Its product is annotated as mucin-5AC-like. The coding region runs from base 384 to 2483 and encodes 699 amino acids. NCBI's taxonomy places the organism in Eukaryota, Metazoa, Chordata, Amphibia, Anura, Pipidae. The record is from RefSeq and is a predicted model, not a curated record. The transcript is spliced from 4 exons.